AUGGCCGAGUCCUACUCCAAGCAAAUCGAAUCUCUCACCGACGGAUACAAGUCAGAUCCGUCUGUCAAGAAAGAGAAGUCCUUGUCACCGGGCGGGUACAAAAACAACAGUUCCAACAACAAACUGGCAUGCCGGUUCUGUGGCAGGACGUUCUCACAAGCUGGCUACAUCAAGAUCCACGAGCGUAUCCACACAGGUGAGAAACCGUUCGCCUGCUCCGUGUGCGGUAAGAGGUUUAAUGACCCCAGCACCUGGAAAAAACACGAGCGUAUCCACGCUGACAACAGGAAACAGAGCCAUCUCAUGGAGUCACCUAACUCAAAGGUUGGUCUCUUUAUGGCGAGUAUUAGUUCAAUACUUUCAAUAUUUGUUUGUCCAAGUGGUUACGGCCCUCUUCAAUAA
This is a messenger RNA of Physella acuta, 402 nucleotides long. Its product is annotated as zinc finger protein 627-like. Gene Ontology annotation, biological process: regulation of transcription by RNA polymerase II. Gene Ontology annotation, cellular component: nucleus. Lineage: Eukaryota; Metazoa; Mollusca; Gastropoda; Physidae. Gene Ontology annotation, molecular function: DNA-binding transcription factor activity, RNA polymerase II-specific. The record is from RefSeq and is a predicted model, not a curated record.